AUGGAUACGCUGUUUUCAUUGGCUUCUCAAGACGGGGUCAACGGCCUGUUGGCAGUUUUCGCCGUGGUAUUGAUCCUCACUUUUUGCUAUGUGCUCUGUUUUAAACCGGCUAACCGAGAAGUAGGUCCUAUCGUCCGGACUGGUCCGAACACUGUCUCUAUAAACUCAGUCGCUGGUUUCAAAGCCAUACAUGGGUCACGCCUCUCCAAUGUUCGCAAAUCCGACUGGUAUCUCACGGUUGAGGGGGCAGUCGGCACUCCUAUGACCCAAACCAUACUUGACCGCCAAACACACGCUUUUCAUCGCCGCGUUUUAGACGUUGCCCUCUCAGAGUCUGCUCUGAAAUCAGUAGAGCAUAUGAUUAUAGAAAAUGUUCAGUCAUGGUGUGCACAUCUCGCAGAAGGCAUUUCGAAACCAGGCGACUGGUCUUCCCCCAAGAACAUGGCUGACUGGGCCACAUAUUUGAGCUAUGAUAUUAUGGGUGACCUCACGUUUGGUAAGAAGUUUCACUGCAUGGACAGUGAUGAGCAUCGAUUUGUUCCUCUACUUAUGCUGAAUGCAACAAAAAUGGUUUAUUUCAUUGGCCUGUCGCCUUUGGCGCCACUUUUGAGGCCUUUUCUCGGCUCUCCUAUAAUGAAUGUAGUUGGCGGUCAAAUGGCUCGGGACCACUUGAAAUACAAACGCUACUCCGCUUCCCAAAUGAAACAGCGUAUUGAAGCCGAAACAGACGAUUCUAAACCAACUAGAAAGGAUCUGGCCCAUUAUCUACUAAAUGCCAGGGAUUCCCAGACAGGAAAGGGGCUCACAACCGAAGAACUUUAUUCUGAAAGCUCUCUACUCAUUGCGGCAGGUUCAGAUACUACCUCCAUUGCCAUUUCUGCCAUCAUGUUCCACCUCUCCCACCACCCAGAAAUUCUUGGCAAAUUGACAUCCAUCAUUCGUUCCACAUUUUCUUCCCUGGAUGAAAUCCAAGCCAAGGCACUCAACAACCUACCUUAUCUCCGCGCAUGCCUCGAUGAGGGAAUGCGACUCUCUCCUGUUGUCCCUUCUCAUCUACCCCGGCAAGUUCUCCCAGGAGGUCUCACCAUUGAAAAACACCAUUUCCCUGCUGGGAUUGUCGUAAAUACCCCUCCUUACACCAUCAACCAUAACGAAGAAUACUAUCCAGAUCCAUUCUCAUACCGACCGGAGCGCUGGAUUGUCGACCCAUACGCCUUAGACGGUGACAUAGGAUCCGAGAGUCAGGUCGCUAUCGCUCGAUCAGCCUUCACCACGUUCGGUCUCGGGCCACGUGGCUGUGCGGGAAAACGUCUUGCGUAUCUCGAGCUCGGCCAUGCUUUUACGCGUUUACUAUUUUCUUAUGACAUGCGCGUUUCCCCGGCGAAUGAGACUUUGGGUGCGGGCAACCCUAACCACGAACAUGAAGGGAGACGGCGGCCUGAUGAGUAUCAAUUUGAAGACUAUUUCCUGGUGACGAGGGAUGGGCCCUUGUUGGAGUUUAGGCCUAGAUGUGAAUAG
This is a messenger RNA of Histoplasma mississippiense, 1518 nucleotides long. RefSeq lists its product with no specific name. The transcript is spliced from 3 exons. Gene Ontology annotation, molecular function: heme binding; iron ion binding; monooxygenase activity. Lineage: Eukaryota; Fungi; Ascomycota; Eurotiomycetes; Onygenales; Ajellomycetaceae. The coding region runs from base 1 to 1518 and encodes 505 amino acids. The record is from RefSeq and is a predicted model, not a curated record.